AUGUCUAUAACAUCUUCGAUUUUUUCCUUCCCUUUCUCCAUUCGAAUAUAUUUCUCUUUUUAUAAUAUUUGCAUUUUCACUUUCAAUUUGGUGAACCAUUUCUUCUUCUUCUUCUUCUUUCUCCUCCUCCUCCUUCUCCUCCUCCUUCUCCUCCUCCUCCCCCUCCUCCUUCUUCUUCUUCAAUUUUACCGCCUUUCCCACCUUUGCUUUAUUUUUCUCUUACGCCCAUCGUUUCCUCCUCCUCGUCCUUCUCCUCCUCCUCGUCCUUCUCCUCCUCCUCGUCCUUCUCCUCCUCCUCCUUCUUCUUCUUCUUCUUUUUCUUCUUCUUCUUCUUCUUCUUCUUCUUCUUCUAUUUUACCGCCUUUGCCACCUUUGCCAACUUUGCUCUAUUUUUCUCUUAUGCCCAUCUUUUCCUCCUCCUCCUCCUUCGCCUCCUCCUCCUCCUCCUUCUCCUUCUUCUUCUUCUUCUUUUUCAAUUUUACCUCCUUUCCCACCUUUGCUUUAUUUUUCUCUUACGCCCAUCGUUUCCUCCUCCUCCUUCUCCUCCCCCUCCUCCUCCUUCUUCUUCUUCAAUUUUACCGCCUUUCCCAACAUUCCCCCUAUUUUUCUCUUACUCCCAUCUUUUCCUUAAGAUUAUCUCUCACCCAUCAUUUAUGCUUUUUCAUUUCACCUUUAUUUUCAUUCAUUUCUGCACAAAAAAUGUCGUCUUGGAACCUCAUCUCAUUGUCUUUUUCUAUUCUCUUCAUUAUCUAUCUAUCUAUCUAUCUAUCUAUCUAUCUAUCUAUCUAUCUAUCUAUCUCAGUCUUCUCCUUCUCUAUUUUUCUAUCACCAGCUACAUUUAAAGAUUCUUUACCUUUCGUUCUUAAACUGUCCGCAUUUAGCAACACAACAAUAGUUACCUUCUCUAAACAACGGAAAUGUAUGAAUGGGAAAUGCUAA
Acanthosepion pharaonis is the source of this 939-nucleotide messenger RNA. NCBI's taxonomy places the organism in Eukaryota, Metazoa, Mollusca, Cephalopoda, Sepiida, Sepiidae. The record is from the annotation of a GenBank genome assembly.